Gossypium raimondii (Peruvian cotton) is the source of this 2909-nucleotide messenger RNA. Its product is annotated as K(+) efflux antiporter 3, chloroplastic. Gene Ontology annotation, molecular function: antiporter activity. Bases 306 to 2681 code for a protein of 791 amino acids. NCBI's taxonomy places the organism in Eukaryota, Viridiplantae, Streptophyta, Magnoliopsida, Malvales, Malvaceae. Gene Ontology annotation, cellular component: chloroplast; membrane. The transcript has 19 exons. The record is from RefSeq and is a predicted model, not a curated record. Gene Ontology annotation, biological process: proton transmembrane transport; potassium ion transport.
UUACAUAGUCCUCACAAACACACUUCUGGUUGGGACAAUUCAAUUCUUUACAAGCUCCCUGAAAACACAGCUUUUAAACAUGUCGUGGCCACUUCCUCUCCUCUCUUCUUUACCCCCUUAAAAUACACACACAAGAAACAGUAACAAAUGGACAUAAUUCAAAAAAAAAAAAAACCCAGAGUUCAUAUCUCUCUUUUCUUUUUUUCCCAAGAAUCCUUAGAGUUUCUUAAAACAAUCAGGAAAAUGCCUUAGAAGUUGUCUGUUUCAGGUUCUUGAGUCUUUGGUCUUUAAACCGAUUUAACACCAUGUUGGAAUCAGUAUCUUGUUGCCAUAGUCCCAAGGGUUAUGACUUUGUUAAGCGAAAGAACCAGGGUGGCGCAUACUCUCAAGCUAUGUCAUGGUUUUCUGGGCAUUCUUCUUACGUGCCAUAUAUCAAUAACAUUCUUUUCCAUUCUAGACCAUUAUCCGUAAAAGCAAGAAUGAAUAAUUGCACUCAUGUUUUAAAGCAUAUGUUUGGUGGCACACCUUCUUUACCUUCAUCACCAUCUAAUUCGAGAGGACUUAGUUUCUCCAAUCAUGGACUGUUCCACCAGAGAAGGUCGCGAAUCUAUGCAGCGGUUGAAGUUGCUAGUGCUAUUGAUGUCAUCAAUGAUUUAGGAUUGGAUACUCUUACAUUCUUGGCUGUCACUGUCUUGGUUGUUCCUGCAUUCAAGAUCAUUAGAGCAAGCCCUAUACUUGGAUUCUUCUUUGCCGGGGUUGUACUGAAUCGAUUUGCAUUGAUUAGAAAUCUUACAGAUGUCAAAGUCCUGUCUGAAUGGGGGAUACUUUUUCUGCUGUUUGAAAUGGGUUUAGAGCUAUCACUUGAUCGCCUGAAAGCUCUUGCUAAAUUUGCUUUUGGCAUGGGAUUAACUCAGGUCUUUCUGUCCACCCUUGCUUUCACUGCAUUUGAACUUCCGCCUAACGGGGCUGUUGGAACAAAAAUUUUGCAGUUCCUCUUUCACUCUGGGCCUGACCUGGUUAAUAUAAGAAGUGUUGAUGAAGCCAUAGUGAUUGGUGCUGCUUUAUCUCUAUCUUCUUCAGCUUUUGUUCUACAGCUUCUUGCAGAGAAGGGUGAGCUGCCAACAAGAUUUGGCUCAGCAACUCUGGGGAUACUACUUUUACAGGACAUAGCUGUUGUUCCUCUCUUAGUCAUACUUCCAGUGCUCGAGAGCCAGAACAUAAUAGAGGACAGUAUUUGGCCAAUGCUAGCUAAAGAAAGUUUAAAGGCGCUAGGUGGGCUUGGUAUACUUUCUCUUGGAGGAAAAUACAUUCUUAGGAGAGUUUUCGAGGUUGUUGCUGAAACAAGGAGCUCGGAGGCCUUUGUUGCUCUUUGCUUGUUAACAGUUGCGGGAACUUCCCUUAUGACCCAACAGUUAGGCUUCAGUGAUACGCUUGGAGCAUUUCUGGCUGGAGCAUUAUUGGCAGAAACAAAUUUCCGGACACAGAUUGAAGCUGAUAUACGACCAUUUAGAGGGUUGCUUCUCGGGUUAUUUUUCGUGACUACUGGAACUUCAAUUGACUUGCAGCUUCUUUACCGAGAAUGGCCAAGUGUGCUUGCACUCUUGUCCGGUUUAAUUGUCAUCAAAACAUUUAUCAUUACAGCUAUCGGUCCUCGUGUUGGACUUACCUUACAGGAAAGUGUAAGAGUAGGAUUUCUUUUAUCACAAGGAGGCGAGUUUGCGUUCGUUGUUUUUUCUCUUGCUAACAGCCUUGGGGUGCUACCGCUUGAGCUUAAUAAGCUGCUUAUUAUUGUUGUGGUACUGUCAAUGGCAUUAACCCCAUUGCUUAAUGAAGUUGGAAGAAGGGCUGCUGAUUUUGUUGACAACAAGUUUAAUGAAGAUAAUGAUGCCGAUGAGAUGGUGAACUUUGAUGCAAGUGAACCCGUUGUUAUCAUUGGCUUUGGCCAAAUGGGCCAGGUACUUGCUAAUUUUUUGUCGACUCCGCUUGCUUCUGGAGUAGAUGGUGACUUCAUGGGAUUACAUUAUAUAGCUUUUGACCUCAAUCCUUCUGUGGUGAAGGCAUCUAGAAAGCUCGGUUUCCCGAUUCUUUAUGGAGAUGGGUCAAGUCCAGGUGUUCUGCAGUCUGCUGGUAUCAAGUCCCCGAAGGCCGUCAUGAUUAUGUACCGAGGAAAAAAGAGGACAGUUGAAGCUGUUCAAAGGCUUCGACUUGCCUUCCCCGCGGUUCCAAUCUAUGCAAGAGCUCAAGACCUCAAACAUCUCUUAGAUUUAAAAAAAGCCGGUGCAACAGACGCAAUCUUAGAGAAUACGGAGACAAGUUUACAACUUGGAUCCAAGCUUUUGAAAGGAUUUGGUGUCAUGUCCGAUGACGUAACAUUUCUACGUCAGCUUUUUCGAAAUUCCAUGGAGUUACAAGCUCAAGAAGAACUCAACAAAACCGAUGAUCGAGAACCAGAUAUUAUGAAGCCAUUGCAGGCGAGAACCGAUAAGGCUGAAGCAUCGACAUUAUCAACCUCAAUCAAGGAUGAAUCAUCGAGACAUAAAGUCACCCUGUUUCAAGUGGCCGAAGCAAAGCAAGACGGUGUACUUAAUCGGUCUGAAGGUCCGGAGUCUCGAGGUAGUUUGUACGGAGAAAUAGAUAGUGAGAAUGGGUUUCCAAUGACAGCAGAUGAGCAACAACAUUAGAAGCAUCAAAGCUUGAAGACAUUUGUUAUAGAUACUGAUUUAACAUUGUUGCUGAAGAAGGUAUUUUUUUAGUGAAAAGUUUUGUUUAUUUUCAGCCAAAACCAGUUCAAUACAUUUGGCUGUUAAGCAUUUUCAUGGUAAAGUUCCAGUUUUUUCUUUUUUGAAACUACACAUCCCCCAUGUAUACACUUAAUGAAGAUAAUGCAAAAGGACUAAUGAUUCAUUUCA